AUGACGUGCAAACUGGCGGCUACUCUGUGCGCUGCCCUCCUGCUGUGGGCAGUUGUGUGCAAAGCUGUAUCUCCAACAGAGCCCAGCAAGGAAUUCCGCUGUCAGUGCACUAUGUUCUAUGCCGUACCUAUCAAUCCCAAGAUCAUCUCAGAGCUGAGACUGAUUGAGAGGGGACCACAGUGUAACAGUACAGAAAUGCUUGUGAAGCUUGUUGAUGAACGACAGUUCUGCCUGAACCCCAUGAAAAAGUGGGUUCAGCAUCUUGUGUACUCGUACUUGAAGGGAUGCACUAAUCUCGGGAAGAUCCGUUUAAUCAGUGUUUUGGCUGUUUUCUCCGGACUGCCCCUCCCAGAGCUGGCAACCUCCCAGGCACCCAUUAAGCCCUGCGAGCACCCUUACCAUGACCUGUCUGCAAGGAGUUGA
Jaculus jaculus (lesser Egyptian jerboa) is the source of this 423-nucleotide messenger RNA. Its product is annotated as interleukin-8. Bases 1 to 423 code for a protein of 140 amino acids. Lineage: Eukaryota; Metazoa; Chordata; Mammalia; Rodentia; Dipodidae. Gene Ontology annotation, molecular function: CXCR chemokine receptor binding; chemokine activity. Gene Ontology annotation, biological process: cellular response to lipopolysaccharide; neutrophil chemotaxis; inflammatory response. Gene Ontology annotation, cellular component: extracellular region. The transcript is spliced from 5 exons. The record is from RefSeq and is a predicted model, not a curated record.